This is a messenger RNA of Penicillium brevicompactum, 1644 nucleotides long. RefSeq lists its product as uncharacterized. The record is from RefSeq and is a predicted model, not a curated record. Lineage: Eukaryota; Fungi; Ascomycota; Eurotiomycetes; Eurotiales; Aspergillaceae. The coding region runs from base 1 to 1644 and encodes 547 amino acids. The transcript has 2 exons.
AUGAAGUUCUCGUUGACGUUAUUGGGACUUAGUGCCAUUCACAACGCCUGGCAUGUCUCCGCUGUUCCCCUCAGCACCUGGUCCAGCAGAUCUAAUGCGUCACCACAUGCGGUAGACAUGUUCAAUACUGCCAUUGAGUGGAACGACAAGUAUUGGGACGACCAAGCUGGCUACCUGAUCACAUCAACUUCUAGUCGCGGCCGAUAUGAUUCUCGACACUCGGCAUGGUAUGCAACUCAAUUGCUUGCCAGAAAUGGACCAGGCGAUGUUGCAAAGGCUGUACGGAUUUUCGACAAUGUUAUCUCAGGCCAAUACCUCGAUCCAUCCAAACAAUGGUAUGGUGAUUAUCAACAAGCACCAUCGGAGCCUGAGCCUGGGACCCUGAAGUAUCCCGAUGAUGGACCUUACAGCUCGUGGGACCCGAAUAUUCGAGAUUUCGUGGGUUGUGCUUGGAUUGUGGCUUUAAACGACUAUGGGCAUCUUCUUCCAACAGCGACGGUCACAAAGGUGGAGAAAUCCUUGCACAUCGCAGCAAAGGGUGAUCUGUACCGCGUUGGAGGUGUCGACGGGGAUAACUCAUACCCAUGUUAUUCCAACCCCUGGUUGAUGCGAACUAUUCUUCAGAAUUGGGUAGGCGCGCGUGUCGGAGAUGCGAACUUGACGAAGUCGGGUGAACAUUUCGCCCAAGAGAUCUACGACCUUUGGAGUAUGCAUAAGACCUUGUCAGAGUUCAACUCACCGACAUACGCUGGCGUGGCCAUGUGGGCAUUGGCUCUGUGGGAUCAAUACGGAACCAGUGACAGUCUGUUGAAGAAAUAUGGACCCGAUAUGCUCACAGCCAGCUGGAACGAAUUGGCCCAGCUAUACAAUGCCAACCUGAAGAAUCUCGCCGGACCCUGGGACCGUACUUACGGCUAUGAUAUGAACCAGUAUGCGUCUCUUGUUGGCGCUGUGAUCUGGGGUGUUGUUGGACGUGAACAGGCACCUGUUCCUCAACAGGCACUGGGGAUGUAUCACCAAGAUGAUUUUGCAUUCUACCCUCUAUUUGCUCUUUCAAUGCCCACAAUGGUGAAAUAUCUACCGGCGCAAGCGAAGGAAAACCUGCUCACAUUCCCUGGCGAGCACCAAUACACAUCGCAAGCUUACUCGCCGCCAUUCGAUACCUAUCCCCGGAACAUCACGGCUUGGAUGUCCAAGAAUGUAACAAUUGGUGCCGAAACCGUUGCUGAAACUGUUGUUGGAGGUCCCAGUAUCAACCCAAGCCAGUUCAGUCCAGCUGUCAUACAGUGGGCGAUCGACGAAAAGCAAAUCGGCUGCAUUGCGCACUGGGUCACGGAGUCAUCUAUUGAAGCCGUCGCUGCUCCUCGGAGUUUGAAGAUCUCUUAUCCGAAUGCAACAUCUGACAAUGGACCUGUGUCGUUCAAUUUCCUCUUCAGCGGACUGUCUUUGAACAAUGAGUUCAAUGUAACGGGAUUGAAGGGUCUUCCAGGUUUGAAUCUCGAAGUCUCGACCAAUGCGUUGCCGAACUAUACUAUCACAUACAACACCGACCAUUCAGUCAACGAAUUCGUCUUUUACAAUGUCACAUACAGCAUGCCCGAGCAUUUUACUGGGACACCUUUUGUAUCUCUUCAAUUAUUAUGA